Molecule: messenger RNA, 761 nt
Organism: Magnolia sinica
Lineage: Eukaryota; Viridiplantae; Streptophyta; Magnoliopsida; Magnoliales; Magnoliaceae
Product: probable phospholipid hydroperoxide glutathione peroxidase
Exons: 6
Coding region: 68-751 (227 amino acids)
Biological process (GO): response to oxidative stress
Molecular function (GO): glutathione peroxidase activity
Source: RefSeq, a predicted model, not a curated record
UUCGCGCUCUUCUUCCAUUGUUUGAAUUCUCAGCUGCAGAAAAUUUACCAGAUUCUCUGAAAUAUUUAUGUCCUUUAGUCUCUCAAAUCGAUCAUCUUCCUCUCUCAAAGAACCCCUUUUAUUCUCUUUGGAAAUCUCCUCUUCUUCUGCUAGAACAGGGCUCCCCUGUUUUGCAUCCCUUCCUGCCUUUUCUACUCCAAGAAAAUCUCUGUUUUAUAUUCUGAGAUCGGAUUCUGCAAUGUCAAGCCAAUAUAAGAAGACCCAAGGAUCGAUUCAUGACUUCACCGUCAAGGAUGCAAGAGGAAACGAUGUGGAUCUUAGCACUUACAAGGGAAAGGUCCUCUUGAUUGUGAAUGUUGCAUCUCAAUGUGGGUUGACCAACUCAAAUUACACGGAACUUAAUCAAUCAUAUGAGAAGUACAAAAAUCAAGAUUUUGAAAUAUUGGCAUUCCCAUGCAAUCAGCUUGGUUCGGAGGAGCCAGGAGACAACGAGCAGAUCUUGGAUUUUGUUUGCACCCGCUUCAAAUCCGAAUUCCCCAUAUUUGACAAGGUUGAUGUAAAUGGGGACAAUGCAGCUCCCGUGUACAAGUUCUUAAAGUCAAGCAAAGGCGGCCUUUUCGGGGACAGCAUCAAGUGGAACUUCACCAAGUUUCUUGUGGACAAGGAUGGACAUGUGGUCGACCGCUAUGCUCCCACAACUUCCCCUCUCAGCAUUGAGAAGGACAUAAAGAAACAAUUGGGGGUUUCUUAGAAGAGUCUUU